AUGUCAACUACAGGCCCUGUGAAUCUUCCAUUUGGGGCGCUGCAGGGCUACGCCCCUGGCGGUAUUCCUGCUUACAGUAACAAGCAUGACGGUUACUUCUCCGGGGAACGCAGCAUUGAUGGAAAACUUUUCUGUGGUUUUAAGUAUCAGUGUGUGGAGUUUGCACGUCGUUGGCUGUUCGAACGCAAGUCUCUUGUGCUUCCUGACGUCAGAUGGGCAGUGCACAUUUUUGAUCUGAAGGAGGUUCCCGACGCCCGCACGGCACGUCCUGUGCGUUGCGUGGCAGUGCACAACAGCACCAAGACGAAGCCAGUGGCCGACGCCCUUCUUAUUUACCCUUCCGCAGACGGCAGCCCUGCGGGGCACGUGGCAGCGAUCACGGAGGUUGGGGACAACUGGGUACGCAUUGCAGACCAAAACCACAGGUUUUUCAAGUGGGAGGGUGAUUACGCGGCGCAACUGGCGUUGAACCACGAGAAUGGCGUCUGGACAAUUUUGGAUCACACUGAAGAUGGUGUGCUGAACCCGCUUGGAUGGGUGACGUUUCCUGACACGCCGGAUCGUGACCCAAGCGUGCCGUUGGUCUUGCAUGAGUCGCUGUACUUCAAACCGCCAGAGAAGCUCUCGCUGCGCCGUGUGACAUUUACGCCAAAGCCCCACGAAGAUAUUUGGCUGGAUCUCACAAAUGAGGCGGAAGCGUGCUUUGUCAAAACCUACGGUAUGUGCGUUAGCCGACGCGGGGAGUCUACGGCAAGUUAUUAUGAAAUGAACACCGAACUUUACUUGACUUGCACACGAUACGGCAAUCAACUCCAUGAAUUUUUUUUGGAGGCCACUGAAUUUGUUCUUGCAAAUGACGAACAACUCAAACUGUUUGGGAUUCCAGAGGAGUAUUGGCCGCGUAUUCGACAUUCAUGGAAGACACAGCCACACGCCAUCACGGGGCGUUUUGACUUUGCGUUUGAUGAAGAUACACAACAAUUUAAGUGCUUUGAGUACAACGCCGACAGUGCAUCGACGCUGCUGGAAUGUGGUACCAUUCAGGAGAAGUGGGCGAAAUUGGUUGGUAUCGAUGAUGACACCACGUACAGCUCCGGGAGUUACAUUUCCUCACGAUUGCACAUGGCGUGGGAGAUGGCAGAAGUGAAAGGACGUGUUCACUUCCUUGUUGACGACGAUGGGGAGGAACAGUACACUGCCUUGUACGUCUUGCAGCAUGCCCGCGCGGCAGGCUUAGACGCAAAACUAUGUGUCCUUUUUGAUGAAUUCCGUUUUGAUGAGAAUGGCAUUGUUGUGGAUGCCGAUGGUGUAGCCGUCACAACUGUGUGGAAGACGUGGAUGUGGGAGACCGCCAUUGCGGAUCAGCGCGAGGCACGGAUGCAGCGUGGAAAGGAUUGGCGGCCGACCCCACAGGACAAGGUUCGCCUCUCUGACAUCAUCCUAGGACCAAACUGGGAUGUGCGUGUGUUUGAGCCCAUGUGGAAACUCAUCCCUAGCAACAAGGCCAUUUUGCCCAUUAUCUACAACAAACACCCCGACCAUCCCGCCAUGCUGCGGGCCAGCUAUGAGCUCACAGAUGAGCUGCGGCGUACCGGAUACGCGAAGAAGCCCAUAGUUGGUCGUGUUGGUCGCAACGUGAGCAUUGUGGAGCCAUCUGGCGAGGUUACCGCGGAAUCGGAUGGAAACUUUGCAGACCGCGGGGUGGUCUACCAGGAGCUUUUCCGUCUGCCGAAGAGGGAUGACUACUAUGCCAUUCUUGGCGGCUGGAUUAUUGGCGACGUCUACUGCGGCACGAACGUUCGCGAAGAUAAGACGAUUAUCACUGGCCUCUUAUCACCGGUAAGCGCCUUACGUGUGUUGUCUAACCCUCCGCGAUGCCCGCUGACACACGAGGAUCUUGAUGAUGCGGAAAAGGCGGCCUCCGCCUCCGCUUGA
Messenger RNA from Trypanosoma rangeli, 1935 nucleotides. RefSeq names its product putative trypanothione synthetase. The coding region runs from base 1 to 1935 and encodes 644 amino acids. The record is from RefSeq and is a predicted model, not a curated record. The transcript has a single exon. Lineage: Eukaryota; Euglenozoa; Kinetoplastea; Trypanosomatida; Trypanosomatidae. Gene Ontology annotation, molecular function: ligase activity.